AUGGCCGGCGCUGUAAGUGAUUCUUGCUUGGAAUUGACUAAUGAUGUUCAAUGGCUAACAACAGUGGUUACCGCUCCAGAUUGCUUCCGCUAUCUACCAGCAUGUCUCCCCUCCCCGGAUCACCCAACGACGGUCUCGUUGAAUAUUUCUUCGGUCUCGCUAACCUGUGAUCUUUCAACGGUAUUUAGGGGCCUGAUCCGCAGGAACGCCGUUUACCUCACGGCCAUCUUCACCAGUGCCUUCGCUUUCGAGAUUGCCUAUGACUCGGCCUCCAACCGCAUCUGGGAUGCCAUGAACCGCGGCCGUCAAUGGAAGGACAUCAAGCACCAGUACAUGGUCAAGGAUGAGGAGGAUGACGAGUAA
Messenger RNA from Aspergillus oryzae RIB40, 363 nucleotides. Its product is annotated as cytochrome b-c1 complex subunit 9. Gene Ontology annotation, biological process: mitochondrial electron transport, ubiquinol to cytochrome c. The record is from RefSeq and is a predicted model, not a curated record. NCBI's taxonomy places the organism in Eukaryota, Fungi, Ascomycota, Eurotiomycetes, Eurotiales, Aspergillaceae. The coding region runs from base 1 to 363 and encodes 120 amino acids. The transcript is spliced from 3 exons.